AAUACAUGUUUCUUAUUAUUCCAAGUCUUCUCUCGUGCACUUUAUUAGCAGACUAUGCUUUUUACUUAAAUGUAAUCUUAUUAAUUCCAACCUUUGCGCUAAUUAAAAAUUCACCAGUUAAAUUAACGAAUGAUGAUAAUGAAAAGAAAAAAAAGAGGUGGGAAAGUGAUUCGGAUGAUGAUCUAAUUGAAUUAUCUGUAAAUGAAGAAAAAUCCGAUGAUAAGGAUUUGGCAGAUAUCUUGUCUGAUGAUUUUAACUUGUUUGUCUAUUUUGGCGGUGGACUUUCGAGUUUUCCCGAGAAGAUGGAUCUUGGGGUUGGUUCUUUUGUGUUUUCAUCAGGUAUCGUGGCUGCACGGCCGUUUUUGAAAAAACCCGAAAAUCGUUUUAAGCCAUUAAGAGGACAAUUGUUAAAGGCAGUCAAACAAGCAUUUCCAAUAUUAACACUUGGAUUUAUACGACUAAUGAUGGUAAAAGGUGUUGACUAUCAA
Molecule: messenger RNA, 488 nt
Organism: Racocetra persica
Lineage: Eukaryota; Fungi; Glomeromycota; Glomeromycetes; Diversisporales; Gigasporaceae
Source: the annotation of a GenBank genome assembly